Molecule: messenger RNA, 1329 nt
Organism: Lachancea mirantina
Lineage: Eukaryota; Fungi; Ascomycota; Saccharomycetes; Saccharomycetales; Saccharomycetaceae
Source: the annotation of a GenBank genome assembly
AUGGCUUCGUGUGUGUAUUUCUGUGAUUUAAGAGGCAAGUGUAUUUUGUCACGUCGAUAUAGAGAUGACAUUCCUAGCUCUGCAAUCGAAAAGUUCCCAACUUUGUUAGUUGAUGCUGAGCAAGAAUCUGCGGUUGUUCCGCCGUGUUUGAGCCAUAAUGGAGUCUACUACUCAUUUAUACAACACAAUGACAUCUAUUUGGUUUCUAUGACGAGAUCUAUGAGCAUUAAUGUCGCACAAAGUCUUGCGUUUCUGUACAGACUUGUAGAAGUGCUGACGGAAUAUGUGAAAACAGUGGAGGAAGAAUCGAUUCGUGACAAUUUCGUGAUUAUUUAUGAGCUUUUGGAUGAAAUGAUGGAUUAUGGGAUUCCGCAAAUCACAGAAACCAAGAUGCUGAAACAGUACAUCACGCAGAAGUCUUUCAAGUUGAUCAAAUCCGCCAAGAAGUCUAAAAACGUCGUAAGACCGCCCUCACAACUCACUCAAUCCGUCAGUUGGAGACCCGAAGGCAUUGUAUACAAGAGGAACGAAGCCUUUUUGGAUGUCGUCGAAUCUAUUAAUAUGCUCAUUUCUGCACAGGGUCAGGUUCUGAGAUCCGAAAUUUUGGGCAAAGUCAAAGUCAAAUCUCGUUUGUCAGGUAUGCCCGAUCUAAAACUUGGCCUCAACGACAAGGGAAUUUUCACCAGCGGUACGGAUUUGGCGGAUGGCACUGCACCACCGACCACCAAGAAAUCUAAUAUCGAAUUGGAAGAUCUCAAGUUUCAUCAAUGCGUAAGACUCAGCAAAUUCGAAAAUGAGAAAAUCAUUACUUUCAUUCCACCCGAUGGCGAUUUCGAGUUAAUGAACUACCGGCUCACAACACCUAUCAAGCCACUUAUAUGGUGUGAUGUUAAGAUACAAGUUCAUUCACGUUCCCGAAUCGAAAUUCACUGUCGUGCAGCGGCUCAAAUCAAGAAGAAAUCGACUGCUAAUAACGUCGAGAUCACAAUCCCAGUUCCAGAGGAUGUCGAUUCACCCAAAUUCAGAUAUUUCCAUGGUUCGGUCAAAUACCUUCCCGAAAAAAAUGCAAUUGUAUGGAAAAUCAAAACUUUCCCCGGUGGUAAAGAAUAUUCUAUGGCUGCCCAAAUGGGACUACCAUCUGUCACAGAUGUUGAUACUCCAAAGUCAAAACGGCCCGUACAGGUCAAAUUUCAAAUUCCCUAUUUCACCACUUCUGGCAUACAAGUACGGUAUUUGAAAGUUAACGAACCCAAACUGCAAUACCAGAGUUAUCCUUGGGUCCGUUACAUAACCCAGAGUGGGGAUGACUAUACAAUAAGAACCACUUAA